UUGUUGUGAUUAUGUCCCCGUACAAAACAAAAACCCGCGUUUUAAAAAGUAGCAAACGAAAAAUGACUCAAAAAAUGAGAAAUAUGAGACAAAAGAAAAUAGAAAUAAAUUAUGACUCGGAUUUAACUGCAAAUAAUCCUGUUCUGCGAGAGUGUAAUACACCGCAUAAAAUUAUUUUUGAUGACAAUCCUCAACAAGCAUUGAGUAACAUUUCUGAUCUGAAUAUUUCGGAAAUUAAUAAUCAUAUUCUAUCACUUGAAAAUGAAAAUUGUAAUUAUAAUGAUACAGCCACUACUAAUUGUCUCGAAGGUCGGAGAAAUGUUGACAUCAAGCAUUUAUUCAAGCAAAUACAAAAUAGUAAACAUGGUAAGUUCGACUGCUCAUUUUUAGAUAUGGAAUUCAAAAACGAAAUUCGUAAAGGUUAUAACUCUGUAUUUUACUUCAAGUGUAAAAUGUGUGGUACUACGUCAUCAUUUACUUCUGAAAACCAAAACGAAAAUAAAUAUUUAGAAAUUAACCAAGCCAUUGUAAAUGGUACAUUAGCGAUUGGUAUAGGAUACACACAACUUAGCGAGUUUAGUGCUUCAGCAGAAAUACCCGCUUUAUCAUCAACAUCAUACAUAAAAAUUUUGAAUAACGUAAGUGAUUCUGUUAAUAAUUCUGCAAUAGAAGAAAUGAAAAGUGCCGGUGAAGAAGAAAGAAGGAUAGCGCUAGAGAGAGGAAAUGUUGAUGACAAAGGANAUGACAAUGUUGAUGACAAAGGAGUACCAUUAUGCACAGUUAUUGCAGAUGGCCAAUGGUCCAAAAGAAGCUUGCAAACCAAAAAAGUCUUAUUUAUUGGUAUAAGAAAUAGAUAUUGUUGUGUUUGCCAAAGAGCCAGAACAAAAAAAGAAGCAGCACCUAGCCAUUUAUGCUUUUUAAACUGGAGUAAAUCUUCAACUUCAAUGGAGUCUGAUGCUAUUGUUGAGGGUUUUUUACAAAGUGUAAAUAUGCAUGGCUUAAAAUAUAAUAAGUUAAUUGGUAAAGUGUAUAAAUAA
Molecule: messenger RNA, 1037 nt
Organism: Daktulosphaira vitifoliae (grape phylloxera)
Lineage: Eukaryota; Metazoa; Arthropoda; Insecta; Hemiptera; Phylloxeridae
Exons: 5
Coding region: 12-1037 (341 amino acids)
Source: RefSeq, a predicted model, not a curated record